Pseudoliparis swirei is the source of this 876-nucleotide messenger RNA. It is a transcript of the gene derl3, whose product is annotated as derlin 3. Bases 44 to 589 code for a protein of 181 amino acids. Gene Ontology annotation, biological process: endoplasmic reticulum unfolded protein response. NCBI's taxonomy places the organism in Eukaryota, Metazoa, Chordata, Actinopteri, Perciformes, Liparidae. The record is from RefSeq and is a predicted model, not a curated record. The transcript is spliced from 6 exons. Gene Ontology annotation, molecular function: ubiquitin-specific protease binding; misfolded protein binding. Gene Ontology annotation, cellular component: endoplasmic reticulum membrane; Hrd1p ubiquitin ligase ERAD-L complex.
GCUGUCUGUCCACUGGUCGUGGCUGUGCAGUGAAGCAGCAGCUAUGAUGGCUCUCAGCUUCACUCGGGAGUAUUUUAGGAUCCCAGCGGUGACCCGAGUCUACACGACCUCCUGCGUCCUCACCACCGCUGCCGUGCAACUUGAGGUCAUCACCCCCGUCCAGCUCAACUUCAACCCCGACUUCAUCAUCAGAAGAUACCAGUUUUGUAUUGAACCCCUGAACGCCCCUCAGCUGCUGCCCCCGCUGGCCCCGGCCUCCUCCCUGGGCCCGGCCCUCACCGUGAUGCUGGUGUACGUGUGGAGCUGCCGGCGCCCGCUGGCCCCCGUGAGCGUCUGCGGCGUCCUGAGCCUCCGGGCGCCGCUCCUCCCCUGGGCGCUGGCUGGCGGCUCGCUGCUGCUCGGGGACGCCGUGGCGGUCGACCUCCUUGGUAUCGCAGUCGGCCACUUGUACUACUUCCUAGUGGUUGUAUUUCCAAACCAGCCUGGAGGAAGGAAGCUGCUGACGACGCCAGCACUUCUACGGACCUUGUUUGACCGGCCGGACGACCGUCUCCUGCGAGACGAGAAGCAGGGCGACGAUCCGCACUAGAAGACACUAGACCCAACGGGAAGAGCGUCGGAAGAGCAGAAACUAAAAGAAGAAGCUUCUGGAACUCUCCUCUGGUCUCCAACAUGCAGACUCUUUGUCGGCUUCGUGGCUCACGAGAACCGACCGGCAGCUCGAGUCCCGUCGGCCUCGUCUGUACACGCUGCACUUCACCUCCUUUGUGGGCUGAGAGAAUGGAAACCGCUGAGCACGACAACCCUUCAUCAUCAUCAUCAUCAUCACCAAGUCAGGAAUGUCAAGAAACAAAUUGGCCUUUAAAUUAAGAAUGA